Molecule: messenger RNA, 1027 nt
Organism: Punica granatum (pomegranate)
Lineage: Eukaryota; Viridiplantae; Streptophyta; Magnoliopsida; Myrtales; Lythraceae
Source: RefSeq, a predicted model, not a curated record
UAUAUUGCAUUUGCCGUGUGGUAUAUGGAUCGGGAUGUGGGUUCAUUUCACAAGUCGAACUUAUUAGAUCUUAUCGUCGUACUUUCACGAGCCUGCGUUGGGCGUAUUUGCAGCAGAAAGCAGCAGCAAGAUUAAUAUUAAGACCGACUCCCAUGGCUGAUCCAAAAAGGAUCGGUGUUCUAAACACCGGAGAAGCUGGUGAGAAGACUGAGAGCGCAGAUGGGGAGAAGAAGUACCUCGAUAAGGUAUUGGAUGAUCUAGUCAGCUUGAAUGGGUUGUUCACGGUGGCGGUGUUCAUGGGGCUGUCUUUCGCCGAGCCAGGUAUAGUCCACAGUCUGGAAGACCGCCCCGAGUGCGAUCCCGACAUUGAAAUCCGGAAGAGAAUGGUGCAAUUCGAGAUCGCGUCCUUCGGCUGCUUCCUCUUCUCUGGAUUUAUGGCGAAGACAGUGAAGAUCUUCUUCUACAUAUAUCAGAAGAACGACUGGGAGAAACCCGAAAAAAAUGGGCGGAUUCUAAUGCUGUUUUAUCUGUCGAUAUACGGGACGAUGUGUGGUUGUGUCUGCCUCCUGGUUGCAAUGGUGGACGUCAUCCAAGUUAAGCUCGGGAAGCUCGCCUGCAAGAGCACAAAUGCUUUCAUCACGGUUAUUAUUCUCUGUAUUCUGAUAAUAGCAGGUGUCGGGACAUAUUUUUCGGCUGUCACAUAUGGUGUUGGGAGAGAAGUAAACAACUGGCGACAGUCGCGUCAUGGCAGCAAAGCGAAACCAAUGGAUCAGGUGGCGGGGCGAAUAUAGAUAUGUAUGUACAUACUUACAAAGAGUCCAGCCUUCUUGUAUCAGUGUGUCUCAAGUUGGCUGCCGAUUUCAUUAGUUUGGACUAGAAAGGAUGUGGACCUACAUCUCAGUAAUAGCGUGCUUAAUCUUUGAUCAGAUAAGAUUGUACCGUACUGUCUGUCUUCUGAUCACUCUGGUGAUGUAUCAUUCUCUACAUAAAUAAUAUGUUUGGCUAUGGUCACAUAGAUUUUUAUAUA